AUGGGUUCCAUUGCAACCGCGCUCAACGCCCUCCCCGCGUUCCGGGUGCUAGUCACGGGCGGCUCGUAUGCAGGGCUGUCGGCGGCGCUGAACCUUCAGGACCUCUGCAGGGGCCGGGCUGCACGGUGCGGGCCGCCGCCAGCUGCGGGCGAGGGCGAAGAGGGCAGCGAUGCCUCGUCCAACUCGUCGUCGUCAUCGACACCAGACAUCGCCGUCGACAUCACCAUCGUCGACGAGCGCGAUGGUUUCUACCACCUCAUCGGCUCGCCCCUCGCCAUGGCAUCAGAGGCGUACGCCGAGAAGGCAUGGGUGAAGUACGAGGACAUUCCCGCGCUGCGGGCGCCCAACAUCCGCGUCGUGCAGGGCAGCGUGCGGUCCGUCGACGCGGCGCGCAAGACCGCCACGGUGGCGCCGUACGGUGGCGGCGGCGGCGACUCGCAGCAGACGACCGAGAUCGCCUACGACUACCUCGUUGCGGCCGCGGGCCUGCGGAGGGUGUGGCCCGUCGUGCCGCAGUCGCUGCGGCGGAAGCAGUACCUGUUCGAGAUGGGCGAUCACAUCCGGGCUGUGACGAACACGCGGCAUGACGUUGUUGUUGUGGGAGGAGGAGCCGUGGGCAUCGAGAUGGCCGCCGAGCUGAAGCUGGUCCAGCCGCACUGCGGCGUCACCCUCGUGCACUCUCGCGACAAGCUGCUGUCCGCCGAGCCGCUGCCGGAGGAGACCAAGGACCGGGCGCUGGAGCUAGUCCACGAGGCGGGCGUGAAGGUGCUCAUGUCGCAUCGGCUCGACAAGACCGAGGAGGUGAAGACGGACGACGGGAGCAAGUGCCUCAGGUUGACUUUCACAAACGGCCAUUCCAUGCUGGCCAGCGAGGUUAUCAUGGCGAUAUCUAAGAGCGUGCCUGCGACCAAGUUCCUGCCGAAGGAGGCCGUGGAUGAGGAGGGAUAUGUGAAGAUCCACGCAAGUCUUGCCUUUUUGGGAGACAUCCCCAACGCCUCUGAUCACUUCGCGAUCGGCGAUCUGGUCCGGUGGUCGGGCAUCAAGCGGUGCGGGGCAGCCAUGCACAUGGGCUACCACGCCGCCAACAACAUCCACCAGCUCAUGAACCAGAAGCUGUUCGGGAAGGCCCCCGUGUUCCUGGAGCUGAGCGAAAUCCCGCCCAUGAUCGGCCUGGCGGUCGGGAAGCAGGCAGUGGCCUAUUGGCCCGCGGAAGGGACGACAUCGGGAGACGCGGUCAUGAAGGCGUUCUUUGGGGAUGACUUGGGAUUUACGAUCUGCUGGAACCAUCUCCAGCUCGGAGGAGACAAGGUUUUGUGA
Phialemonium atrogriseum is the source of this 1317-nucleotide messenger RNA. RefSeq names its product apoptosis-inducing factor 2. Gene Ontology annotation, molecular function: electron-transferring-flavoprotein dehydrogenase activity; flavin adenine dinucleotide binding. The transcript has 5 exons. Lineage: Eukaryota; Fungi; Ascomycota; Sordariomycetes; Cephalothecales; Cephalothecaceae. Bases 1 to 1317 code for a protein of 438 amino acids. The record is from RefSeq and is a predicted model, not a curated record. Gene Ontology annotation, cellular component: cytoplasm.